AUGGUAGUUCUUAAAAACACAUUAAAUAAUAAUAAUAAUAAUAAUAAUAAUAAUAAUAAUAAUAAUAAAAAAAAACAAUUUUAUAAAAGACCAGAUAAAAAAGAUAAAAAACAAGAAAUUAUAAAUUCAAAAGGUGUCAAAGUUGUAAUUGGAGAAACAGAUCUUAGAACUAAAUCAUUGGGUGCAUUAUCAAUUUUAGAGGAUCAAAUUUUAUUGAACGUUGUUUUCAAUGAAUUCACAUGUAGUGAACUAUUGAAAUAUCAAUGUGUUAGUCCAGCAUUUUAUAUUUUAUUAGGUGAUGAUAGACUUUGGAAAGAUGCAUUCCUAAGAGAGAUUAAAGGUAGAAAAGAAUUUGUAAAAUAUAUUGAAAAUUGGAAAAUUAGUGCUUUAUCAUAUCUUUAUCCAAAUUCUUUUAAUAAAUUUAAAAAACCAUAUAUUCCAUUACAUUUUCCAGAUUUCUAUUCACAUGAAGUUUAUACGAGAUGGUUAAGAAGACAUAUGAAGGUUAAAGACUAUGGUGUUGAUUUCGGACAUGUUAAACAUAUUGAGAGUGAUGAGUUGACAGUUGAGGAGUUCCAAAGGGAGUAUGAGAUACCAUCGAUACCGGUUAUAUUUAAGAAUGCACAGAGAGGUACACCAAUGAUGGAGAAGAAUGAAUGGUCAGAGGAGAGAUUGAUAGAGAGAUGUGGUGAUGUUGUAUUCAAGAUAUCACAUCAGGAUAAUAAGCGUAUUCAAAUGACGUUUAGGGACUAUUGUCAAUAUAUGAAGACUCAGACUGAUGAGGAGCCAUUGUAUGUAUUCGAUCAGGCAUUUGGCGAGAAAGUGCCAUCACUAUUGGACGAUUAUAAUAUACCUAAAUUCUUUCCUGAAGAUUUAUUUAAAUAUAAUGGCGAAGAGCACAGACCCCAUUUCCGAUGGAUUGUAAUCGGUCCAGAGAGAAGCGGUGCUUCGUGGCACAUCGACCCUGCCGGCACGAGUGCCUGGAAUUCGCUAAUAUCUGGCAGAAAGCGUUGGUUAAUGUAUCCACCCAAUUUCACACCAUACACAGUAGAGUCGGACGAAGUAGUUGAUAAAAUCUACGGUUCACCUCCAUCCCUACUUUGGCUAUUAGAGGUUUACCCUUACCUACCACCAGACUAUCGUCCAAUUGAAUGUAUUCAAGAACCUGGUGAAACUAUAUUCGUACCAGGUGGUUGGUGGCAUAUGGUUUUAAAUAUGGAACAAUCGAUUGCAGUAACUCAAAACUUUUGUAAUUCUCAAAAUUUCGAUGAAGUUUGUUCCGAUUUAGCAAAUGAUCAAAAAAAAGAUUAUGAUGAUUUUAAAAAACAUCUCUUAACUUCACGUCCUGAUUUUCAAAAUAAAUUCAAUCAAUUUGAAUUUAAAAAUGAUCAAUUCACUCAUUCAUUUGAUGAUACAGAUUAUUGGGAUUUAAUUAUUAAAUCAAUUUUAAAUAAUUCAAAUUUAAAAUUUAAUGAAAAACCAAUUAUAAUUAAUAAUAAUAAUAAUAAUGAUAAUGAUGAACUUAUAAAUACAACAAAUAUUAAUAAAAAUGAAGAAAAGGAAGAAGAAGAAUUAAAAAAAAAAGAAGAAAAUCGUAAAAAAUAUGAUGAGGAUGAGGAUGAUGAUUCAGAUUUAAAAGUAAAAUCAAAACAAAUUAAAUUACCACCAAAAGAAUCAACAUUAUAUUUAGAAAUGCCAAAUUCAGGUCAAAGUCCAGUUUUCAUUGUUGAUGAAAAAUAUGUUAUUAAAUUAUAUUGUUCAGAAUUGGGUGGUGAAAAGUCAUGGUCAACAGAGUUAUUCUUAUAUUCAAAGAUUAAAGAGAAUUCAAAAUUAAAUUCAACAUUUCCAAAGUUAUUAUCAUAUGGUAAUAUUAAAGAUUUAUUAGGUGAUAAAUUACAAUGUGAAUGGAAAUGGCCGUACAUUGUAACAGAAUAUUUAAAAGAUACUUUAAAUUUACAAGAUGUUCAACCUGUACCAGAUUCAUUACCUUAUCCAUAUCCAUCACCACCUGAAGAAGAUGAAAAUGAUGAUGAGAAUGACGAAGAUGAUGAAGAAGAAGAUAUUAAAGUAUUAGAUGACAAUUUAGUUGAUUUCUUAGUUGAAAAAGUAUCAUUAAUUCAUUCAAUUGAAAUUGAUGAUAAUAAUAAUAAUAAUAAUAAUAUUGAAAAUAAUGAAAAACAAUCAAUUUUAAUUGAUGAUAAUAUUAAAUCAUUAUUAAAUGAAUAUAAGAAAGAUAAAUGGUUACCUUGGAAAAAUCAAUUAUUAUCACUUGAUUCAAAAUAUAUUUCAAAUCAUUGGAAUUGGAAUGGUUUACCUCCACAUCUUCGUUCACAAUUGGCUAGUUAUUUACCAAUUGAUAAAACUGAAUUAAUAGAUUAUUCAAUGGAUCCAUGUUUUAUUCAUGCAGAUUUAACUGAUGAAAAUGUUUUAGGUAUUGAAUCAACCUCUGAAAUAAUAGUAUUAGAGAAAAUUAAAAAAUUAAAUAAAACUUCAAAAUCUGCUAAAAAAGGUAUUAAGAAUUCUUUAGCGUCAAGAUUAAAACAGUUAAAUCAAAAAGGCAAAAACAAUGACGAUCAAGAUUGUAAACUUGUUGAAGUAAAGAAAACUAUUAAAAUUUGGGAUCCAAAAUAUUUAAUUGAUUGGGGUGACUCAAAAAUUGGUGAUCGUUGGUAUGAAUUGGUUUCACUUUAUAUCUCGGUCUUCGCAUUGGAUAAAGUUAGAUUAAAAUCUUUCUUAUCAAAAUAUCUUUUACCAAAUUCAAACAAAGAAAAUGAAAAGAGUUGGUUAGAUUAUUAUAAUGAAAAUCCUCAAAAUUUCAUUAAAAGAGCUAUGCAAUAUACUUUAAUUCAUCAUUGUGAUGCUUUUACAACUGCUGCAAGACAUAAUCCAUUACUUAGAAAUUAUCAAACAAUUGAUGAAUUAGCAAAUUCAAUUUGGAAUUUAGAUGUAUAA
Messenger RNA from Dictyostelium discoideum AX4, 2952 nucleotides. RefSeq names its product transcription factor jumonji, jmjC domain-containing protein (gene jcdI). The transcript has 2 exons. The record is from RefSeq and is a predicted model, not a curated record. Bases 1 to 2952 code for a protein of 983 amino acids. Gene Ontology annotation, molecular function: metal ion binding. Gene Ontology annotation, cellular component: nucleus. Lineage: Eukaryota; Evosea; Eumycetozoa; Dictyosteliales; Dictyosteliaceae.